UGAUGAUUCAAGGCCAGUUGAUGAUGCCUCAGCCAGUGCACCGUUGCAAAGUCAGUUGCUGAAGGUCUUUGUGCGGAAUGUGUCGAUGUUGGGAACAUGCUUGCUAUACUGUAGCAGCUUCGUCCACUGUUGUUUGCGCGCGACCAUUUUAGGUCUUCGUUCCAAUUUUGAUGAGAGCGACUUUUAGGUCUGCUCGAGCACAAAAUAGUCUUCGGUCUUUCUCAUUUUCUCCAACUAGUCAUUAUCGACAUCGUGCGUUUGCCGCUUUGCGUCCGGCGUGCUACUCAGGGGAUAAAAAGUGAUACACUUC
This is a messenger RNA of Amoebophrya sp. A25, 310 nucleotides long. Lineage: Eukaryota; Dinophyceae; Syndiniales; Amoebophryaceae. The record is from the annotation of a GenBank genome assembly.